AUGAAAGAUAAAGUCGUGGUGAUUACCGGCGCCGCCUCAGGCAUAGGUCUCGAGACUGCGAAGCUUCUUGCCUCCAAAGGCGUCAAGGUUUCUUUAGCCGAUGUCCAGGAAGGCCCUCUUCGCAAGGUCGUGGAUGACAUCAAGAACAGUGGCGGGAUUGCGUCUGGGACUGUCGUCGAUGUCCGCGAGCGCAAACAAGUCGAGGCUUGGAUAGACGCCACCGUCAAGGAAUUCGGCAAGCUGGACGGCGCAGCGAACAUAGCAGGCGUCAUUGGUAAGGGCAUCGGCAUCCGAGGCAUCGAAGAGAUUGAAGAUGAUGACUGGGACUUUGUGCUUGGUAUCAACACAAAGGGCGUGCUGAAUUGUCUUCGCGCUCAAAUCCCGCAAAUGAACGAAGGAGGCUCAAUUGUGAAUGCCGCGAGUAUAGCUGGCUUGAUCGGAUUCCAGAACAAUGCCGCCUAUGUCGCCUCGAAACACGCAGUGGUCGGCUUGACAAAGGUAGCAGCCAAGGAGCUCGGCCCUCGCAAGAUCCGCUGCAACUGUGUUUGCCCGGGACCGAUCGACACUCCUAUGAUUCGAGCAUCUGAGGAUAUCAAAGGAGAUGGAAAGGUCACUUUUGAGGAUGGGAUAUGUUUGCGGCGAAGAGCUCAUCCCAAAGAAGUGGCCGAGGUUGUCAUCUUCUUACUGUCUGAUGCCGCAAGCUACGUUACCGGGUCAUCGCAGCAGGUUGACGGGGGUUGGAACUGCUGA
This is a messenger RNA of Emericellopsis cladophorae, 750 nucleotides long. Its product is annotated as 3-oxoacyl-[acyl-carrier-protein] reductase-like protein. The transcript is spliced from 3 exons. The record is from RefSeq and is a predicted model, not a curated record. Gene Ontology annotation, molecular function: oxidoreductase activity. Bases 1 to 750 code for a protein of 249 amino acids. NCBI's taxonomy places the organism in Eukaryota, Fungi, Ascomycota, Sordariomycetes, Hypocreales, Bionectriaceae.